CCUGUGGGUCUUUGUUUGGAGGUGGCCAUGGGAGCAGGUAUAGUGCCGUGUUGCUCUCCUGAUGCACCGUGCCGUAACUUUGUGCAUGAACCUGAUGCUCAGUGUUUUGUGCAGGCGGGUUGGUGCCUGUGUCAGUCAUACCCAGCCUGCCCGAGACCUGUAGUCAAGUCUGUGUGCCCCAACAGUAGUACCCUGUCCUCUCUCCCAGGCCAGGUUCUUCCCAUGAGCCCAGCGGCUGCAUGUGUUAACCCGGUAAGGGUAGACGUUGCUCCUGCCCCACUUAGUGUCUGCAGUCCUGGACCAUGUUCGGUGCCUCAGUGUGUUUGUAGUGCUGGUGCUAGUGAAGAGAAAAUCUCACACUAUUGUCAUUGUGGCCUUCUGUCAAGAGAACAGCCAGUCAGACCAGCAGGUGGAGUCGAAUCACGGGACCUUUUGCGAAAUCUUUUAAUGCUGGGGGGAAAUAGUACAAACAAUCAAGCUGUUGACGGACAUGAACAGUUACUGAAAAGAGUAAACUCUGCUCCCAACACCGCAAUAUCUCCACCAAGAAUGUUUCAUCAUGCCCCCUUAAUAUCUUCUCAUUCACUGGACGCUGGAUGUUGUAUGCAUCAUACAUAUCCUCCUCCUAAACUUCGCCUUAGAGCAAGUUCCUCCAGGUUGAUUUCCCAUCACAGUUCCUCCACAGAAGAAUGGUUUGAAGAAGUUCCUGUACCUGACCCUUCAUUAGGCACAGGAGAAACAGAACUGCAGUGCAGAUCAGUUCAGUCCACACAUGCAGAGACUGCAGGGCAGGUGAACCCACCAGUCGAGCUUAAUUUAUGUGUUAGUGUGGAUAAGCCACCCCCUCAGCAAUCUGAGGAAAGCCAUCUUGAAGACACUCAUUCUUGGUCAUCAAUUACACAUACCGGUACUUUGGAGGAUUCAGGAGGCAGUGGGGCUGAGAGUGCGGGUGUAGACAGCAGAGAUGGCAAUUGCAAAGAAGUAGAUGAAGUAAGCAACAGACAGGUGAGCACAGAGCAGCACUCUCUCAACAAUCUGCUUCUCGCCGACAGUUGUGAUCGCCUCUCUGCCAAGCAUUUAAAUCAAUCAGAAUCAAGCUUAAGUUGUACUCAAUACAGUGAAGACAGUGCAUCUAGCAUGGGACGACCACUUAAAGAUGGAGAGACAGUCUCUCAGGCCCCAACUUUUGACAUUGCAGACUUAGAUUCCGGUGAUAUUAGUUCCGCAAAACAUAAUAAAAAGUGCCAAAAAUCUAGCCACAAACCCAGUGCUGAUAUGUCUGAACGCUCGCCUGGCCAGUGCUGUUGUGUUCUGUCUUAACCUAGACUACAUAGUGCUUCUAGUAGUUGCCCAUGAUGGAACCCCGGUGGAUGAACCUGUGUGGCAGCUCAGGGAGCCGGGGGAGACCGCCACAGUGUCAGAACAGCCAACGCCAUUGGAAGAAGAGAGUGACCAAGCCCAGGGGACGCUGAGAUGUGUUCCUCAA
Messenger RNA from Penaeus vannamei (Pacific white shrimp), 1486 nucleotides. The record is from RefSeq and is a predicted model, not a curated record. NCBI's taxonomy places the organism in Eukaryota, Metazoa, Arthropoda, Malacostraca, Decapoda, Penaeidae.